Messenger RNA from Penicillium olsonii, 888 nucleotides. The record is from the annotation of a GenBank genome assembly. NCBI's taxonomy places the organism in Eukaryota, Fungi, Ascomycota, Eurotiomycetes, Eurotiales, Aspergillaceae.
AUGGAUAUGGCCACUGCAGACUCCGAUGGAGAAUACGAGUAUGAGUAUGGAUCAGAAACAGAGACCUUUUACCUCAACCUGGACUUAACCUCCCACCACGGUGCAGUGCGUCCACCGCGCCGUCGAAAGAGCCAUGCAGCUUCCAUAGAUACCUCUCAAGUCACCCAGGGCAAUGGCAGCAGCGGUCGUCCGAGCGAAGCUUUCGCCCCAAUCGAAAGCACCGAGAGAGGCGGUCUCUCAAAUGAGCGAAUCCAGGUCCUCGGUCUCCACACGUGCAACCCAAUCGUCUCGUAUCAGAAUCAAAUGUUCUCCUGCUCAUGGGCCGAUCAUAUCGGUACUGAGUUGGUCUUUUCUAAACCAAAUGCCGUACCAGACCCCGCCAACAAAGUCGAGCCAUUACAUCGCGGCCCCUCGUUCGAGCUCGUGGCCGCCAACAGUGUGAAAAUCCUCGGUCGCAAAGCACACAUCACUUCGAGCUCUGGGCAGAGACGGGCUCUCAACACUGAGGCGGGGACACCGGCCGCAAACCAUACUUCCGACGCCACCUCUCAGGAACCCGCACAGGCGGGCGUGCCCCGACGUCCGAUCGCGCCCUCGCACCAAGCGCACUUCCUCAAUCGACUGCAAGAUCUAAAAGCUUCCAGAGGGGAGUCAGAUACCGUGCGCAUGGUUACGGGUGGCCGACGAGGUGGCAAUGGUGCAGACAAUCUUGACCGACUACAGGGCUGGGCAAGAACAGAAGCCCACCUUACUGAAAUUCGUCGACUUCACGAACGUGCAGCGAGAGGAGAUGUAGAGGCACAGGUGGCCCUCGACCUGCUGAUUGCGGGACUGCAAUCCGGGUCUGAAUCUGAAUACGAAUCGGGCAGUGACAAUCUCGCACUUUGA